Molecule: messenger RNA, 621 nt
Organism: Pteronotus mesoamericanus
Lineage: Eukaryota; Metazoa; Chordata; Mammalia; Chiroptera; Mormoopidae
Gene: IL37
Product: interleukin 37
Exons: 5
Coding region: 1-621 (206 amino acids)
Biological process (GO): inflammatory response to antigenic stimulus; positive regulation of gene expression; cellular response to lipopolysaccharide
Cellular component (GO): nucleoplasm
Molecular function (GO): cytokine activity
Source: RefSeq, a predicted model, not a curated record
AUGUCCUUCCUGGAGGAGAACACAGGUGUGAAGAUGGACUCUGGAGACCUGGAAAGAGCUGAACCCCAGUGCAGCUCAGAAGAUCCAGCCAGAGGCCCCCUGGAGCCAGACCCGAGCCUCACCUCCCUGGGCUCUGCACAUGCAGGUCUAAAAGUGGUGACCCAAGUCCCAGAGAAAUUCAUCAUUCGCGACUGGGACCACAAAGUAUUGGUGCUGUGCUCUGGGACCCUCCAAGCAGUUCCAGAUAAAUUCAACAUACACCCAGAGACCAUCUUUGUCUUACCCUGUCGCUUCAGCUCAGACUGGGAGCACGAGGGAAGUCCAAUUUUCAUGGCGGUCUCCGAAGGAGAGCUCUGUCUCUGCUGCGAGAUGGACAUGGAAAGAAGCCAGCCAACCCUCCAGCUGAAGGAACAGAAUCUUGGCAAGCUUAGUACCUGGAACAAAGAAGAAUCGAAGCCCUUCACCUUCUAUAGGGCAGAGGUGUACUCCCGGAACACACUAGAGUCGGCUGCCCACUCUGGGUGGUAUAUUUGCACCUCCAACAAUUUGGCUGAACCUGUUGGAAUGACAAACAAGGCUGGCCAAAAGGAAUACAUUGAAUUUUCAUUUGAGCCAGUCUAG